This is a messenger RNA of Cornus florida, 1452 nucleotides long. RefSeq lists its product as uncharacterized. The transcript has a single exon. NCBI's taxonomy places the organism in Eukaryota, Viridiplantae, Streptophyta, Magnoliopsida, Cornales, Cornaceae. Bases 1 to 1452 code for a protein of 483 amino acids. Gene Ontology annotation, molecular function: glycosyltransferase activity. The record is from RefSeq and is a predicted model, not a curated record.
AUGGGCUUCAAACACCAACCUUGCAAAACAUCUUCUUCUUUGAAGUUCUUUACCAUGAGGUCUUCAACCAUCCUCACUAUAAGUCUCUUCUUUGCCUCCUCUGUUUACUUCUUUUCGCCGGUUUGGCACUUACCAGAGCCACCGAACCAUUGGGCUGAAAAAUCCCAUUUUCGCGGCAAUCUUCUUGAUGCUAAAUUCCCAUGGAACAAACUUUGUUUUGGGCCAUCCUUUGACAAGCUCAAGCUUGCUGUCUUCUCCAAGACAUGGCCUAUUGGUGCAGCACCGGGUGGCAUGGAGCGACAUGCUCUGACUUUGUACAAUGCUCUUGCUGCCAAGGGGCAUGAAAUUCAUGUCUUCACCGCGCCUUCUGAUAGAAGGCCUCACCAAGACAUUCAUGAAGGCAACCUUCAUGUUCACUUUGUACCAAAUGACCAUGGCUCAGUCAAUUGCUCUCUGGCAUUCGACAUAUUCAACAAAGAAAACAUGGCUGGUGCAUUUGAUUAUGUGCACACUGAGAGUGUUUCGCUGCCUCAUUGGCGUGCCAAAAUGGUGCCUAAAGUGGCUGUGACUUGGCAUGGGAUUUGGUAUGAGAUUAUGCAUUCAAAGUUAAUCCAGGAGCUUCUUUUUAACCCAAAUGAGCAAUUUCCAGGCCCCAUGACAGAGCUUCAAGAAGCAAUGCCACGACUGCUCGAUGAAAUCAGAUUCUUCACAAGCUACACGCAUCAUAUAUGUAUAAGCAAUAGUGCAGGUGAAAUUUUAGUCAACAUCUACCAGCUUCCUCAAAAAAAUGUCCAUGUCAUACUCAAUGGGGUGGAUGACAAGUUUGUACAUGAACCCCAAGCCGGUGCACAAUUUCGUAGGAAACACAAGGUGCCUACAAAUGUGAGCCUGGUGAUGGGAGUUGCAGGGAGAUUGGUUAGGGAUAAGGGACACCCUCUUCUCUAUGAGGCCUUUUCGUUGAUCGCUAAGCACCAUCCUGGUGUAUUUUUACUUGUUGCAGGUUCAGGUCCUUGGGGCAGAAGGUAUGCUGAAUUAGGGGCAAAUGUGAAGGUUUUAGGUGCAUUGGAGCCUUCUGAGCUGUCUGAGUUUUACAAUGCACUCGAUGUGUUUGUGAACCCAACACUGAGGCCUCAAGGGCUUGAUCUUACAUUAAUUGAAGCAAUGCACUGUGGGAAGCCAGUUUUGACACCGUGCUAUCCAAGCAUAACUGGAACUGUAGUUUUGAAUGAAGGGUUCGGUUACACAUUUUCACCGAAUGUGAAGUCUUUGGUUGAAGCCUUAGAGUUGGUAAUAAGAGAUGGGGCACAAGUGUUGCAGAGGAAAGGUAUGCUUUGCAAGGACUACACGCUUUCGCUGUUUAGUGCAACUAGAAUGGCCUCAGCAUAUGAGAGGUUCUUCCUCUGCAUGAAGAACACUAGAUACUGUCAGUACCCUCUUCCAACAGACUGUUAA